AGCCUUGUGAUUUUUGUGACCGGUCUGAGCGUCCCGUUCAUGUCGGUAUCCGUUGUUUUGUCGAUUUUUGGCGGGCCAAAUAGCAGCUUGUACUUUGCCCUUUAAUUAUUUCUCGAAUUAGCGAAUCUGUGAAGGAUAAAUGAUGGCAGACAAGGACGGCGAGGGUUUUGAUGAUGCAGUGGAGGAACGUAUUAUCAAUGAAGAGUACAAGAUAUGGAAAAAGAACACACCAUUUCUUUACGACCUUGUAAUGACACAUGCUUUGGAGUGGCCUUCUCUGACAGCUCAAUGGCUUCCAGAUGUUACUCGACCCGAAGGGAAGGAUUAUUCAGUCCAUCGGCUGAUUCUGGGCACUCAUACUUCGGAUGAACAAAAUCAUUUGCUUAUUGCUAGCGUACAAUUACCAAAUGAAGAUGCGCAAUUUGAUGCUUCUCAUUAUGAUAAUGAAAAGGGAGAAUUUGGUGGAUUUGGUUCUGUAAGUGGCAAAAUCGAAAUUGAGAUCAAGAUCAAUCACGAGGGCGAAGUCAACAGGGCUCGAUACAUGCCACAGAACCCAUGUGUAAUUGCAACGAAAACUCCCUCAAGUGAUGUGCUAGUAUUUGACUACACGAAACAUCCUAGUAAACCGGAUCCCAAUGGCGAAUGUCAUCCAGAUUUGAGAUUGCGAGGACAUCAAAAGGAAGGUUAUGGCCUUUCAUGGAAUCCAAAUCUUAACGGAUACUUAUUGAGCGCAUCCGACGAUCACACAAUUUGCUUGUGGGAUAUCAACGCGACACCGAAGGAGAAUCGUGUUAUCGACGCGAAAACCAUCUUCACGGGUCACACAGCUGUGGUCGAGGAUGUCGCUUGGCAUCUAUUGCACGAAUCGUUAUUUGGUUCUGUUGCUGAUGAUCAAAAACUGAUGAUUUGGGAUACUAGGUGCAACAAUACCAGCAAACCGAGUCACACCGUUGACGCUCACACUGCCGAAGUAAAUUGCUUGAGCUUCAAUCCGUAUUCUGAAUUCAUACUGGCAACUGGUAGUGCGGAUAAGACUGUAGCACUGUGGGACUUGCGAAAUCUCAAAUUGAAAUUACAUUCAUUCGAAUCGCAUAAGGAUGAAAUUUUCCAAGUUCAAUGGUCACCUCAUAAUGAGACGAUACUAGCUAGCAGUGGAACAGAUAGACGACUACAUGUUUGGGAUCUUAGCAAAAUCGGCGAGGAACAAUCGAGCGAAGAUGCAGAGGAUGGGCCACCUGAACUUCUGUUCAUACACGGAGGCCAUACUGCGAAGAUUAGUGACUUCUCGUGGAAUCCGAAUGAACCGUGGGUCAUUUGUUCAGUGUCUGAGGACAAUAUAAUGCAAGUUUGGCAAAUGGCAGAGAAUAUUUACAACGAUGAGGAACCCGAGACACCUGGGAGCGAAAUCGAGACCGGUGGUUCAUAAUGAGGAUAAACAUAAUUGAUCCUGUUAUUUUUCCAUCGCCGAUUGAGAUACAAGUACCAAGCCAUGGUUGCGAUAUUUGUCUCGUGACAGAUUUCUUUUUACGAAGAAGCAAUAAUUCUUGCUUUUCGGAUCCUUGCUAAAUCCAUUGGUUACAUAAAUUGCGCGAAAAUGUUACAACUAGAAAAAGAAAAAAAAAUUCUAUCGAUAUUUUCCACCACAUUUUGAACAGAUGAUAAAAUACAUAAAUUCAUUUUAUUAAAUCUGACUAAACGCGUUUGCAUUUCUAAUUGAUAAUUUUGCAACGAAAUAUAAAAACAACUGGGAAUGAUUCAAAAUAAUAAGAACGGCGAGCAUUAUUGUUUCGCGGUGAUUAAUUAGAUAUGUCACAAACCCAACGGAAUCAAUUAACCAAUUAAAAACUCAACUAGCUGAAUAACGGCUAGUUAUACAUUUGUUAUAAACCAUUUUUUCAUAUAAAGGUACUAUUUCUCUGUCACAGCGGAAGCUCACGUAACACCUAGAAAAUACCAAGUACUUUUUCUACUUCGUUUUAAGUAUGAAUAAUAAAGAAAUAAUGUAAACUCGGUGAUGCUCAA
Linepithema humile (Argentine ant) is the source of this 2022-nucleotide messenger RNA. RefSeq names its product chromatin assembly factor 1 p55 subunit (gene Caf1-55). Lineage: Eukaryota; Metazoa; Arthropoda; Insecta; Hymenoptera; Formicidae. The record is from RefSeq and is a predicted model, not a curated record. Gene Ontology annotation, cellular component: NuRD complex; ESC/E(Z) complex; nucleus. Gene Ontology annotation, biological process: regulation of DNA-templated transcription; chromatin remodeling. Gene Ontology annotation, molecular function: nucleosome binding; histone binding.